Molecule: messenger RNA, 2177 nt
Organism: Sander lucioperca (pikeperch)
Lineage: Eukaryota; Metazoa; Chordata; Actinopteri; Perciformes; Percidae
Product: coiled-coil domain-containing protein 127
Exons: 4
Coding region: 194-1021 (275 amino acids)
Source: RefSeq, a predicted model, not a curated record
UGUCAAACUGUCAGACUGGUGUUGUUGCUGCCUGUCGCAGUGUUUUGGUAAAUGCUUACAAGCUAAUUGUUAACGAACUUGCACAUAUAUAGUGCUUAGCUGCAACACCAUUUCACCAAUGACCCACGUUCUGCCAAGACAUGUCAACGUUUUAAAAUAGCUUUUUAGUGAAUCCAAAGACAGCAGCCUCCAAAUGAACAACUUGAAUGACCCCCCCAGAUGGAACAUCCAACCAGACCCCAGAGGAAGGGGGGCGGGGGCGGGGGCCGGUGAUGGCAACCAAUGGAACUACGCCCUGCUGGUCCCUAUGCUGGGACUGGCUGCAUUUCGUUGGAUCUGGACCAGGGAGUCUCAGAGGGAGAUCCAGCAGGUCAGAGCCCAGUAUGACAAAGACGUGUCCACAAUAAAAAGCGAGAUGGAGGCAACGUACCGGGAGACACUGACAGAGAGGCGCAGGGCAGUAGCUACACUAGAGCUGGAGCUGGAGAAGGAGCGACAGAGGGUCAAAGGUUACAAGCAGGCCCUGGUCUCACAGAGCCAUCAGCUGAUGGAAGAACGGAAACAGUUACAUCAGGAGCGUGAGGUCUUGGAGGAAGAGAAGCAAAGGCUGGUAAAGUCCGGCGCUGCAGGGGCGGUGCUGCAUCACGCCCUGGAACGAGAGAACAACUGGUACCAGCAAGCCACCGCCACUCUGAAGGAGCUUGAGGGUCAGCUUGUGGAGCGCCAGAAUGCCUACUGUUCCCUCGUCCAACCGCGAGAUCAGCGACUGGAGAUGGAGAAGAACAUGCUGCUAAAGGUCGUCAAAAACCCCAUCGGGGCGGAACUGGAUCUAGAAUCCGAUCUGAAAGAUAUUUUUAAGAGAGAUAAGCACUGUGCGGACCUGCUAAACAUGGACAAGAGGAAGAAUGGAAGCCUCAUGUGGGUGUACCUCAAGUACUGGCAGCUGCAGGUCACCGUCCAGAAACACAAGAGAGCUGAAGAAGCCAUAUUAGGAGAGAAAAUCCAGUCUCACACAAAGUGACAAACGCAAGCAUUUGACUUUGAAGAAGGUUGAAAGUAUGUGGAUCAGGAAUGGAAAAUGCAUGCAUUAUUUUGUGUAAUUAUCUUUACUUGAUAGGGAUGUUAUGGAAACACACAAGAGGUAACGCCAACAAGAUAAUGUUCCGCAUCUGGAAGUUCCUCCCUUGAUCUCAGAGUUUAAAAAAAAGAGAGGCAUUUUGUCAAGUUUUAAGCUUGCUUAAAUACAAUACGGUAUUACCAUAACUUCAGAAGCCCCAGUUAAGUCUCAUUAGCUUUCAAUUACUGUGUGAAAAUGCAUAAUGAUAAAAAUGCACUAGGAUCAUUCAGGUGAUAUCCAUAUUGGAUGCACAUCUGAUGUUAAAUACAUAGAACAUUUUGUCGUAACAUUUGUGUUGAAUAAACUUCUCCUAGUGCCAUGAAUUACUGCUACCUUCAUAUAUUGUACGUCUGGACAUUUUUGUUCCCACUCCUCAGUUAUGACUUUAGGGCUGCCAUUAACUGUUCCCAUGUGAUGUGAUAUUACACAUCUCUUUGUUGCUGCAAGUGUCUUCAGAAAAAAACUGCCAGGAAUCCUUAACACGUUGACAAGAAUAUUUGUGAUGGACUACUGCUGGAGAUAUUUAUCAUGAUAUCUGUUGCCCUUAAUUUGUUUUUACAGACACUUCUGUCCAUGACUUAGAGUCUCCUUCCAUCUAUGACAUUGUGUCUUUAGACUCUGACGUGUGUUGCCAUUUCUGAUACGGUACAUGGCCUAAAGCCAAUAAUAAUAGUGUGUCUGUUUCUGAUCACUGGUUUUAAUGUCUAGUCUUCAAUGCAGGUUUGUGGGAGCUUUUUAAAGAUCAGAGACACAGGACACUGAAGGUGCAUGUGAAUCGAAAUAAGGGAAUAGAGCACAAAGUAGUGCUCAGUACUGCAACACCUUACCACAAUACUGCAACAAAAAUAGCCACCCUUUUACUUCACACUUCACCCAUGUAAUGAAAGGAUUAGCUAAAGCUGUAGCAUUUCUAUAAAGUUACCAAGCCUCCCUACGCUGCAAUGUUUUUGUUUGGACCAUAACUUGGUGAUUAAGUGCUUGAUAUAAUGCCAUAAAUUCAAAUGUACUGACUCUAACCACUCUGUGAAAUCCUCCUAAUAAAUCCCUGGUUUAAGAACUU